Molecule: messenger RNA, 2783 nt
Organism: Acanthochromis polyacanthus (spiny chromis)
Lineage: Eukaryota; Metazoa; Chordata; Actinopteri; Pomacentridae
Product: proline-rich protein 7
Exons: 4
Coding region: 1032-1859 (275 amino acids)
Source: RefSeq, a predicted model, not a curated record
UUUUCUUUUUUUUGGAGAAGCAAACUUAAAUGGCACGAAGGGAAGCGAGUGCGUCAUUUGGUGGGAGACGGCAGAAGAAUUAAAGGUUCAGAUUGUGAACUAAGAGUACUGAAGGCCUCACCUCUCUCCAGAUGUUCCUCAGCUGGAAUCCAACAGCAUCCGUCCUCGAUCCAGUUUAUUCAGCUUCACUGACAUCAGAAUUUACUGGCAGUGUGAGGCCGAGGAGUCCCGCCGGGAUCUGAGGGGGAGGACGGACCCCCAACUCGGAUCCUGAAGGGACCAGCUGUUGGGCUUCACGUGGACCAACACAUCACUUCUGUGGGCUUUUUUCUUUUUGGCGCUUCUGAUUGGAUGUCACCUCAGUUCAUCUGUCAGAAAUAAGGGAGAAGUUUUCAGAAAGCUGAGGAGGCGGAGGGUGGAUUACUUAGAGGAGUCCAGAGGAGACUUUUGGAGAAUUUAAAUGGAUGUUGAAGGAGCUCAUCUGUGGGACAACGGAGCGGGAUUCAUGCACCUAAAGGAGGUUCUUGUGAAACAUCUGGACGGAUACAGAACACCAUCCAGGAACCGAUUCUUCAUUUAAGAUGAAAUAUUAGAUUUUUAUUCAGACUUUUUUGACUGAAUUUGCUGCUGUUGCAUGCCAAGCCUCCCACUUCCACACACAUAAUUUGUCGUUCAUUAAUCUCUGAACGGAUCUAGCUUAAUUAGGACGCCUGUGAUUAUACAUUUUAUCAAAGAUGCUGCUUCUUAAUGACUUCCAGCCUUCAUCUGAGACUGUAACUGCAUCAUGCUGAACAUUCAGCUCUGACGCUGACAUUUUUGACUCAAUUUUGACGCCAGAAGCUUUUUUAAAGUCUGUUUAAGCUUGAACAGAGCUGCCAUCUCAAAACAAAGCCUCUCAUCAAGCACAGUAAUUAUUUCUUAGAUGUCUGUCAGUAUUUAAGCUCGGUGUUUUUUAUCACCAAAUGUGCCACCGUUUGUGAACCCGACGCUCCGGUCCGGCCCCUCUCAGCUCCUCUGUUCCCGUCACCGCCAUGGUGAUGUCGCAGGGCACCUACACCUUCCUGGCCUGUUUCGCCGGCUUCUGGUUGGUCUGGGCGCUCAUCGUCAUGCUCUGCUGUUUCUGCAGCUUCCUGCAGCGUCGGCUGAAGCGCCGCCGUGAGGAGAGGCUGAGGGAGCAGUGUCUCCGGACCGUGGACAUGGAGCCGCUCAGCUGCCAUGCCGCCGGAUAUCCGCCGCCUCCUCCUCCUCCCCCGCCGGCGCCUCCGUGCCCUCCACAGCUGCCCAGAGAGCCGCCUCAGUUCUGCCCUCCUCAGGCGCUUUCACCACCACCACUUCCUCUGCAGGUUCCUCAUCCGAUGCCGCAAGCGACCUGGGUCAGCAUGCCAGACACUGAUAUCUUCGGGAAGCCGCCCUGCUACGAGGAGGCCGUCCUGAUGGAGGAUCCUCCGCCGCCCUAUAGCGAGGUCCUGGCCGAUCCGCGAGGAGGAACCUACCUGAAGCCCGGCCCGCUCCGAGCACCGCCGCCGCCUCUGAGGGAAACCCACGAUCCGGCUCCGGUGUUCACCUCCGAGACCAGCAAGCCCCUGGCGACGACCGUGUUCCCCGACCGAGGCUACUCCUCCCUGAUCCGCCUGCCUUCGUCCCAGCGCUGGGACUCCCUGGGUCACCUCCUGUCCAACAUGGACCUCAACCACAACACCCUCACCCCACCGGGCCGCUCGCUCCAGGCCGCCGCCACCAUGGCAACCAUGCCCCGCCGGGAGCCCAGGACUCAUCAUGAAGGACUAAGAGGUGGAAUACAAGGACUUCAGGGGGGUUUCAAGGAGGCCUGCAGGGGCUCCAGGGCAUUCACGGACUGAGAGGUUUGGAGCCCAGCUGUGGGAUGCCAACAGCCUUCCCCCUGCUGGGUCGGAGCACCGCCGUCUAGACCUGGCCUCCGACAGGAGUUUAUUUAAAGAGUCUUUAAGCAGGAGGUCUGCCUGCCUCAGUGUUCACCGCCGCUAGAAGUAGAGAUUUAACUCCCCGAACAGCUGAAGGAGGGUUAAAGUGCUGCAAAAGCGUCAGGAGUUCAGUUCCCCCAGCGGCUCUGUGGGCGAUUGAUGCCACUUACUCUGCCGGGAUCUUAGCUUUGAGCUCGGCGUGUGGGUAAAGGAGGAAAUUACACACAGUUUUCCGAGCGGUGUUGUUGAGUCAUGGAGGUAUUCUGGUGUCACAUUGAAGCUAAUUGAGUCUUUUGAAGAAAAAAAGAGCUCGAACAGCGAUCGAGCAGUGAGCACAGCUGCUUCUCCGCCUCUAUUUCCACCUCCAGCUCCCCUCUUUGCCCUCUCAUUCAUCCCCGAUCUCCUCUCCCGGCGCCUCAGCAACCUAUUGUACCAGCUUGCUGUUGCCAUGGCUCCCGGGAGCUGUCUGUUGCCCACGGCGACCUCUCCUCUUUUAUCUGCUUUGAUUUUGUCCAAGACUCCGUCGCCUCUCGAUGACUGUGGGCUUUAACGGUGACAAAAGCACACGUGGUGGUGACCUUCGAGCUGAAGGCCAGUUUUCAUAAAACAUUUUUAAAAGGCAGAAUCCAUAGAGACCGAGUGGAUUUCAUUUUGUAUCACGCUGCUUCGUUGUUUUCUGUGUCGUCUUUGCUCCAAACAGUCGGUGGGGCCCCUUUAUUUUCCUGGAUGAUGUCAGCCGGAUUUCAAGAAGAAUUUUUCUUGUACAAACUUAAUAUCAUUCUUUUAAAGUUUGUGACAAAUAAUGCCUUUUCACUUGUGAAAUAAAAACAUCUUCAUCUGCGA